This is a messenger RNA of Hymenoscyphus albidus, 2204 nucleotides long. The record is from the annotation of a GenBank genome assembly. Lineage: Eukaryota; Fungi; Ascomycota; Leotiomycetes; Helotiales; Helotiaceae.
UGCUAAUAUCAUUUUGUGUUGAUUCCUUACCAGUUUCUGUUUUCAAAUUGUGAAAUGCUGGACUUACUCGAUCAGCCCUAGAUAGAUGAAAGUCGAAAAUUACCGAGUCUAAGCGGCUCUCAUUGUGAAACGGAAAGCUCCGAAUGAGGUGUAUCAAGUGACCACAAAGCGCAGGUACGAGCGAGCUUAAGCUUGGAACAACCUCCAAUAUUUCAGGAUCGCUCAUCUUGGAGCUCCUCAAUCCAAUUAUUCCAAGAUGGUUCUCACCGAAUUGCCUAAUGAGAUAUUCCUCUUGAUCGUAGAUCAGCUGGGUCCUAAGGAUCUAAUUCUUCACCGUCGUGUUAACAAGCAAUUUCACACGGCCUUUACGGAGAACGAGCUCAAUUAUCACUUUCUGCAACACCAUUUUCCCAGAGUCAAGGAAUUGAGACACGUCGAAGAUUGGAGAGCACGUACAGAUUGGUCGGAACAAUUCUCGAGAGUAGUCAGACGCUAUCAUCACUUACAAUCGGGCCGGCCGCGAGGCAUUGAGAUAGCCGGUCUAGGGAAAUCUUUCAUAGCCCCCACAUGGUCCCGGUCAUACCCAGUGGUUCCAUGGCGACGACAUUUACAAUUCGAAGAGAAGACGGCUCAAUUUCAUUACCCUGAUACGUUAUGGACCUACGACGAUGGACUCCUGGUCUUCCCGUCUGCAGAGCUGAAGAGUUAUGCUGUUUAUGACCUGAGUGCGAGAAUAUUAAACGAGAUUGAUAUUGAUUCGGGAAACAAAAUUGUCAGAAGAAUCAGACUGAAGGAGAAGACUCUUAUCAUUGAAUGGUGCGAAACAGAACCCUACCACCAACUCAACGAAUAUGAAAAGGUGCACAGGCAUUUCACGACUUCUUAUGAUAUAUGCUUGGACCCAAGGACUGGGAAAUACCAAUCGAUUUUCAGGUUCAUUCUCUCAUCUCUAGGUCUCCUAAUAGGCUGGACUAACAACGAAUAGGAAUGAAUGGAAGAUUCAUUUCUUGGGCUUUCCAUUGAAUUCAAGAGAUCGUUUCUACAGCACCCAUAACAAAAAUCACUACGCAAUAUACAUAUGGCAACCCAACCGGAGCGCUUGGGGAGAAGACGAGCCUAUUGAAAUGUUAGCGAUCUGGGAUAUAUCACGCCCAUCAGCUUACCGUCCAAGUACUGACCCAACCGGAAACUGCAAACCGGCAGACGAAGUCGAUGGACCUAAUAUAAUUCGUCGCUUCACCUUUCUGGAUCUAGGUUUCUAUGGAAUCAGACAACGCUCGAGUCCAACUUUCCGAGCGCUUGAAUUGGAUGAGAACCACGUCUACUUCAUUUGCGAGGAUCAUAGAUGGCUUGUUGGGGCACAGUCUAGUGAUAGACACCCUCGACUUCAUAAGGUGAAAAGUACAGGAAUACCUUUUGGAUCUGGACCGCAUUGGGAAGACGAAUGUGGAGCUGAUGGUGAUGUCAAUCUGUCAUUCUGUGAACGCAAUUCGGAUGAUAGAAGUCCUGGGACAGCGCCAUGUUGGCGACACGAGGUGAGGACUUGUGAGAUUCGGUGCUUACUUCUGUACCCCCUUCGAUUACUAUUCAUAUCUCUCGCGGAUAAGCACAUUUAUUGAUCGAGAGAACAUAAAGUAAUCGAGAGACCUAGUCCUCAGUUCUUCUAAACCCUGAACACUAAUCAAUACUUCUCCCUAAAACUGUUACGGGCACAUAAUCAAGCUUCUUACCGCAUAUAUACCACAGAGUGCUAACGAGAAUCAAGGAAUUCCCAUAUCUGACCAUCACCGAAGCAUUGGACGCAGAGGCAGGUGUCAUAUUUAGCGCAAGACACUGCUUCAUGCUCGAAACAAUAUCCAUCAACAUCAAACCCAAAAUCAAAAUGAUCGGUCCAGGUUAUGAGAUUUCUCUAAGAGAUGGUCUCUGGCAACAAUUACUUGGGAAAGGAAAGAUUUGUGGAGACGAAAGAUGGCUUAUUGGGGAGAAUACGCGGGAUGAGGUUGUCAUCUUGCAUUUUGAUCAGGAGGGUGGGAGUGAAGGUGGGAUUUCUGCUAUGGAUCGUCUGGCGAUUUGAGUGGUUUACAGUUCACAGGACUUUAUUGUUAUGCAGCAUUGUUGAGUUAUGCACGUACUCGGAUGGUGAAAAUAUCUUCAUGCACGCUCCCUUUUAGUGUCAUCCUUCAUAUUGAUCAUCAACUUUUAAG